Molecule: messenger RNA, 2547 nt
Organism: Oncorhynchus keta (chum salmon)
Lineage: Eukaryota; Metazoa; Chordata; Actinopteri; Salmoniformes; Salmonidae
Product: myocardin-related transcription factor B-like
Exons: 9
Coding region: 243-2078 (611 amino acids)
Biological process (GO): smooth muscle cell differentiation
Source: RefSeq, a predicted model, not a curated record
UCUCCUUCCCUCUCUCCUCAGAUGUCUUCCAAGAUGACAUCUCUUCCUGCUCUUCCUCCUUGUCUCCCGAGCAACUCGGGAUCCUCCAAUCACCAGCCUUCUCCUCGUCGCCAGGGUUCUCAGACGACCAAUCACUGAGUGACCUGUCGCCUGGGGUCUUGCCCCUUACCCACAGUCCCACCCAUGUUCAGUCUAUCUUGGCUUUGCUCCCAGCAACCGAGGGCGUCAGCCAGUCAAGGAGCAUGACCGUGGGCGACUCUAACUCCAUGGCAAAGACCGGGAGACCAAAGGGGAUGUAUCUGACCUCCCAUGCCACGCCCCUGCUGCCAAAGACAGCCCGGUCUCUCACACCUCCCUACGACUCUUCCUCCCUUACUCCCUCCCUGAAUUCCUCUCGCCCCCCCCGCCCGCGGAAACCACGGGAUUCACAGCCCAAGAUGAGGAAACUCAAAUACCAUCAGUACAUUCCCCCCGACCAGAGAGGGACGGCCGGGACUGCCGGGGGAGGGGCCAGUCAGAGGAGCCCCACCCCAGCCCAGCUCUUAGACCCCGCCUACUCCAGCCUCCUGCAGCAACAGCAGGUGUUCCUCCAGCUGCAGAUCCUCCAGAACCAACAACAACAACAGCAGAACCAGCAGCAACAGGACCAGCAGCAGCUCACCGUCACACCCAGUGGAGACACCAACCAAAUGGUGAGGUUCUCUGGAGCCAUGCACCAGAACCCUCAGCCUGUAUCCAAGGCAACAAACCACACCUCUGUGGACACAAGUCCCUCCAACAAGUCUGAGCUCCUCCCACCUAACCUGGUCGACCUCACGGUGUCUGAGUUGCGACAGCAGCUGCGUAAGCGAGGUCUUCCUGUCUCCGGCACCAAGCCCACCCUCCUCCAGAGGUUACGCCCUUUCCAGCUGCCCCACCUGUGUUUAACCCCUAUGCCCCUCUGCCAGCUGGGUACCAGCCAGGAACCCCUUACCCCCACCUCCUUGCUCACCCCCAGCCACUACCCCAGCUCCAGCUCUGGAACUGACUCCCCCACCAACAGCCCUAACCAUCAGGUCUACAUCCAGUCCACUGGAAUUCUGAGCGGGGUUCCAAACGGAAUUGUUAAUGGCAUUCCGAAUGGUAAUACUAAUGGAAUAGGGGUCAGUGUGGUGGGGGAGCAGUGUGGCUUCCUGGCCGCUGCGUUAACCCCAUCGUCGACACCCAGCCCCGGUCUCCCCCUAUGCUCCUCUUUGCCACUGUCGACUGGCGCCUUCUGGCAGUCGGAACAGGAGCAGCAGGAGUUGAGCCUGGAGCUGGAGAUGAGGGAUAGGAUGAGGAGCAGGCCCAGGGAGAGGCUAUCUCCUCCUCUGUCUCUAUCCUGUGGGGGUUCCCUCCAUCCCUUCCUGCAACAGGAUCCAGGAUGGCCCAGAGGGACACCAGAGAGGGAAGGACAGACAGAGAUCCUGUUCACACAGGUGUUCUGCUGCCAGCCGUGGGACGUGAUUGGCCAGGACUUUGAGCUGCCCAUGCAGAUCACAGCCAGUCCCAUUCAAGCCCCACCCAGCGUCCGCAGUCUGGAGGAGGAGCUGCAGGAGGCCAUUAACAGAGUACUGAUGGACCCCAGUCAGUCUAUAGAGGACAUUCUGGAGGAACCUACCACCUGUGUGGACUCCCACUCCUCCUCUGUCUCAGACCUCCAAUCCCCUGUCACUAUCCUCCCUGGCCCCUCCCCUCCUCCCCAAACAGACCAAUCCCAGCCGUUCCGUUGUCAUUCAAAGGAUGACAACUUCCUAUCCUCUCCUCUCUGCUCCUCCCUCCUGCUGGAGCUCCCACCGUCACCUUCGACGAUGGUUCCCCGCCAAGCCGCCCCACCCCCUCUCCCUCCCUCCAUCUGUACUUCUCCCCUGCCUCCCACUGUGACCUCACGGAAGAGGCGGGCUCAGGCAACCUUUGACCCUGCUGAUUGGUUGGAGUCGCUAGCCUCUGGACUCCGCCCUCUCAGUCCUCCAUCUGCCCCAUUCGUUGAGACCGACUUUGGCCUCAAUUUGGAUCUGAACGUCAAUCGAGCGUUGGAUCUCAUGGUGGAGCAGUGGUGAAGGUCUUAGGUGGACUGAGUGUCAGUGUGUGUGUGUGUGUGUGUGUGUGUGUGUGUGUGUGUGUGUGUGUGUGUGUGUGUGUGUGUGUGUGUGUGUGUGUGUGUGUGUGUGUUAGUCGGACUUCAACAUACACCUCCCAAACAAUGGGAACAGAUUUGUGAAUGUCCAUCCAUCAGUCUAUCCAUCCAUCCCCUCUGUCCAUUUUGUGAGUGAGUAGUCUGUUUGAGAGAGGUGACUGCAGGUCUGUACCCCACGCAAUGUUGAGAGACAGAUACUACUACACUGGAAGAGAUGAAAAAAGACUGAGUUGCAUUGGUGGAACAAUAACUGGCAGAGGGAAUCUCACACACACACACACACACACACACACACACACACACACACACACACACACACACACACACACACACACACACACACACACACACACACACACACACACACACACACACACACACACACACACACA